Molecule: messenger RNA, 788 nt
Organism: Mollisia scopiformis
Lineage: Eukaryota; Fungi; Ascomycota; Leotiomycetes; Helotiales; Mollisiaceae
Exons: 2
Coding region: 195-590 (131 amino acids)
Source: RefSeq, a predicted model, not a curated record
GAGGCUGGCUGGGGGGCAUCGAAGAUCAAUCAGAUCAUUUUAUGGGGCUGAGCCGUUAUGCAAUCUUGAACGGGGGAAUGGAAGGAUCCUGAAUUUUGGUACCCAUGUUUUCAUCACUGAGACGAGAUGCAGUGCUGAUUGGCCGGGGGUUGGAAGAGCUCGGGGUAUGAAACCUUCUAGAAGGAUGCUAGAUCAUGUCUCAAAGUGAUGCGUGCCACAUGGCAGUGGAAAUUAAGUUGUUCUUAGGGUCUUCUCGAACGCAGCGAGAGCCUCGUCACCUGGGGUCCGUGCUGCUUCAAUGCCGUUGUCUCGAAAUGACAAGUCCAGAAAUGACAAGUCCAGAAAUGACAAGUCCAGAAAUGACAAGUCCACGAGACGAUCGCAACGAGGACGCACGACCCACGAAGUAUGCAAUUAAAAGGAAAAUCUCCGGGUCGGAGUCUCCGGUGACUAAACAGUGCUGGGAAAGUGAGGUGGAAAGCGUGAAACUACUCAUGCUUCUGAACUGUCCUACAGUUCGGGCGCAACUUGCGAAAGUCGAUCAGAACUUGACUCGCAGGGGAACGCUUUGGGCCAUUGCAAACCAGUGAGAGAAAUGGGCGCGAGCGGCAAAAAGUUUGGUCGCUGUCUGCAUGUCGAGCACGAGGCUCUCGAGUGUGCAGAACCAUUGGGUACGAUACGACGCAGAGUUUCAUCAUCUCCCGCCUUCGACGGGAAAUUUGCAAAUCCAAAUUAUGCAAGGCUACCAAGGCUACCGCUUGAUAGCCAGUCAGUCCCGUCAGUGGAGG